This is a messenger RNA of Paramacrobiotus metropolitanus, 1860 nucleotides long. RefSeq names its product serpin I2-like. NCBI's taxonomy places the organism in Eukaryota, Metazoa, Tardigrada, Eutardigrada, Parachela, Macrobiotidae. Gene Ontology annotation, molecular function: serine-type endopeptidase inhibitor activity. The record is from RefSeq and is a predicted model, not a curated record. The transcript has 3 exons. Bases 228 to 1472 code for a protein of 414 amino acids.
CAACCAUACACCAGCCAAUGGUUCGCUGCAUUCCUCCAUGGCAGAAAUGCGGCCAAAAUUUCGUGUUUUCUGUGCAAUAAUGUGCAGCCUACAACGUCAACUCGCGUAUCUUUGGCCAAAGAGCUGCUGAAUUUUUUGCUGUUAUACGAUCUUCUUGAAAGUCUGGAGUAAUUUCCUUGCGCGUCCUGUUUUUAUACUGUAAUACUGUCAUUCCUUCAUAUUUUAUAAUGUUCUGUUGCUGGCAAACUCCCGAACUCCCUCUCGACAUCGAGUAUCCAUCGGAUUCUCGCUAUAGUCCAUACUGUAAAGAGUACGCGAGAUUGUCGCAUAAUUUAUAUGUGAAGUAUUUGCUGCCAAACCAUGGAUUCGUCCGCAAUAUGGUGCUUUCUCCGUUGUGCGCUGAGAUCGCGCUGCUCAUGCUGCAUGCCGGUGCUGAAGAUGAGGCAAAACAGGAAAUUGCGGAAUUGCUAGGUGCAGAUCCAGUUCUGCUAGCGGAGAGAUUGUGUUCUGACUUGUCCAUUCUAAAGAUAAGAGAAGACCACGACUGCCAGCCUGAUAAUCCCGAGGGAAUAAACGAAAAUUUCCGUCUGUAUUUGGCCAACUCGAUACUGUUACCGGAUGGUAAUCGCUGCAUCCACGACUUCGACAAAUUCAAAAUCCGCUCUUAUCUCCUGCCGCUGAUGGUCACCGGCGAUAAGGAGAGUGUCACAGCGUUCAUAAACGAACGCACAGUGGGACAUGUGUGCGACGUAGGACUGUCGCGCGAUGCACCGCCAGUUCCGGCAUUCAUCAGCACGCUGCAUUUCCGCUCCAACUGGUAUCGUCCCUUCAAAGAGGACCGCACUUUUAGGAUGGAGUUUGUCACGGCUGACAAUCGCCGCGUAGAAGUGGACACGAUGCACGGGAUACUCAAGGUCCCCUGCUGGGUUCCUGAGGGAAUGGGCGGAGCCAAGUUUUUGGAAAUACCUUUUGAAGAACAUUACUGGAGCGCGAUGUUUAUAAUGCCGGCAGCAGCUCGGAAGACGUGGCGCGGGGAGACAAAACCGCAGACAAUGAGCGAACUGGUUAAUCUUCUGACACCAAGGAAACUGGCCGCGGCCAUCCGACGAAUGGAAUUUCACAAAAUCAACGAAGUGACGGUACAGAUACCAAAAUUUCGCGUGGAGCGGAAUAUAGAAUUGCAGGAAGCGCUGACCGAGCUGGGUUUUCGGACGCCGUUACACUGUGGCGUCGAUCAGCCGCGUUCGCACGUAGCGAGCAUAAUGCAGCAUGUUAGUUUCGCCGUAGAUGAACGGGGAGUCGGCAGUGCACUUCCCGUCAAACCAAACCGACCGAUCCUAGAAACCAUGGAACUAUGUCAAGUUUGGCAUGCGGAGUUCGUUGCCAAUCGGCCAUUUAUCUUCCUGGUAUAUCAAUGCCUCAGCGGUCAUAUUGCCUACAUGGGACAUGUUGCCGACCCGACUGCAGUUUAGACUGUCUAGUGUACAGUGGUAAUAGAUUAUUACUGUGGUCGAGGGCCAAGCAAAUGGCUACCGCAAUCAGAAUUUAUACACUGCGUUAUCUAGUUUCAACCAAACUCUUAAACCUGUUUUUUUCGUUUUAUAUAAAUUCAGUCCUAGUGGCAAGUGUGUUGAACUGUUUUUAUAAUGGUUUCUUAGGUUUCUUAGGUAUACCAAUUACUGCGAUUUUUCAUAAUGUUGCGUGUGUAGCACUUUAUUUCCAUGCCAAAGUUUUUGACUGAUUCAGAUCCUGUGUGACUUAAGCAACACGAUAGGGAUAAUGGUGUCAAAGUGUUACUAGUUUGUAUGCAUCGCGCUUUUGUAAAUACAAGCUCGCUUUCUAAACAGGCAAUAAACUAGC